AUGUCCACAAAUCCCUUCCGUAAGAGUAGUUCAUUGAAAGGUCCUGGCGGAAGCAGCACUCCCACUCCCACCCUCAAUCUCACAUCGGAUCCUCGCGGCACCAGCCCUGGCGCUCUUUCUCUUGAUACCAGAGUGCACGGUGCAUCGCAGAAACAUGUGAACUUCGCUUCUCCUCCGGCCAUACCCAUAUCGCCGGUCUCAUAUCCCCCCUCGCCCGAGUCUACGCGACAGGAGUUUCUAUCCACGUUCCCCAGCCCGAAAUCUCCUUUCCCUGCGCCGACGGACUACAGCCAAGCCCUCGCGAGCGAUCCCUUUGCGGCCGAAGCUUCCGACGAGGACGAUAGUGCGAUCGAGGAGGCAUUGGAGAAUGCGAAGGCCAGCAAUGAGAUUACCGCGCCUGGCUCGAUCAUAACGAAAGCCUCGAGAGAAGAUGCAGUGAAAGAGACCCUAGGGCGAUUUGCGAGUGCUCCGAGGCGGCUAGUUGACCAUCAAUCAGCGGCCGCCGGUUCGAAAGACCUCAGCGGGUCCUCGAAAUCAAUCAUGGAUGUGGAUGCUUUCAAGAGGAUGCUGCUGACAGGAGAUCGUGGCUCUUCUUGGUCUCGCGAUACAGCGGUGCAGAGCACUCAGUCAGGCCCAAAUCCUGUAAGUGACAGUGGUUCCAGUGCGGACACGGCAUCAAUCUCACAGCACUCAAUAUUUGAGACUGUCCAACCUGCGCACGACGAAAGUCCCCGGACUUCAGAUGAGCUAGACGCCAGCGAGGUCAAUACCUAUCGAGCACACCUUGGGACCAUCUCAGAAAAAGGGGAGAAGCCCCCUCCGCCCAAGAGCAGGCGUGGAAAAACCCUCAAAGACUCCGGGACCGAGCCAGGUCCCACGGCCAAAUUCGACACCUUUAUCAACUCGCUGUCGUUGCCCAGCAGCCGAAACAUCAACUCCGAAGUGCCGAGUUUGAGGUCGCCUCCGAUUGACGAAAGUCCUGCCAGUGAUCGAUUCACGAGUGCUGGACCUCCCGACACGCCCAAGAAAGUGCCGCCAGCGCCUCCAGUAACCCGCCGGAAAAGCCAGCAAGCACCGAAGAAACCGGUCUUAGCACGAAGCAGUUCUUCUCGAUACUCGGUUUUCAGCGAGACCGAUGGACCUCCAAGUCCAUCCUUUCCCAGCUCUGGAUCAAAACCCCCUCCGCCACCCCCAGCGCGGCGGGCUAAUAGUACCGGCGACCGUCGCCCUUCGCUCGACGUCACCUCCAUUCCGGAGAACGCGAACCUGACAGAAACCGAAUUAAGGCCGGGCAUACACUCUACUCCAUCCUACUUGAAACGGAUGAGUCAGGGACUCCCGCCUCCCCUUCCGCCGCCUCGGCGAGGUAGAGGCUCUAGUCGAAGCAGCAUGGAGACUACGAGGCCGCCAAUGGCGCAUCUUGGCAUGGCCGAAGCAGGAGGGAGUGAUAUGGGAUUUCCCAAGAGUGACCCGAGAGAUAUUUUGGCGGACCUUGCAGCCUUGCAGCGCGAGGUGGACGCUGCUAGAGCAGGGGCAGGUCAGUGA
Cladophialophora bantiana CBS 173.52 is the source of this 1545-nucleotide messenger RNA. RefSeq lists its product as uncharacterized. NCBI's taxonomy places the organism in Eukaryota, Fungi, Ascomycota, Eurotiomycetes, Chaetothyriales, Herpotrichiellaceae. Bases 1 to 1545 code for a protein of 514 amino acids. The record is from RefSeq and is a predicted model, not a curated record. The transcript has 2 exons.